AUGGCCAAAUCACGGUUUGAGUAUGUGCGCGAGUACGAGGUGCAUGACACGCUGCUGCCCGAGACGUACAUUGUGGUGCGUAUCGAUGGAAAGCACUUCCAUGAGUUCUCGCAGCACUACUCUUUCGAGAAACCAAACGAUGAGCGGGCGUUGAAGCUCAUGAAUGCUAGCGCGAAGAACGUUGUGAUGGCGUAUUCCGGUGACAUCAUUUUGGCGUUCGGGGAGAGCGACGAGUACUCAUUCAUUCUGCGCAAGGACAGUACCCUGUUCAGGCGACGCAGGGACAAGCUGAGCACGUUGUUUGUGUCGCUGUUUACCGCGCAGUACGUUGCAUUGUGGCCCAAGUUCUUCCCGGAGCAGCCGCUCAGCCAUAAGCGGCUGCCGUUCUUCGAUUCGCGCUGCGUGUGCUAUCCUAACACGACCGUUGUGAAAGACUACUUGUGUUGGCGCUACGUAGAUACACACAUCAACAACCUGUACAACACCGUCUUCUGGAAUUUGGUAUUGAAGUGCAACCUGACGCCGCGCGAAGCAGAGCAACGCCUCUCCGGCACCUUAUCCAGCGACAAGCAGGAGAUACUAUUCAGUGAGUGCGGCGUCAACUACAACAACGAGUCCGAGAUGUUCAAAAAGGGCUCCUUGAUCAACCGGAAGGGAGAAAUCAUGCAUAUCGACGUGGUGAAGCAAAUAGAUGAGCUAUUUGCGGGUUUUUAA
Molecule: messenger RNA, 714 nt
Organism: Eremothecium gossypii ATCC 10895
Lineage: Eukaryota; Fungi; Ascomycota; Saccharomycetes; Saccharomycetales; Saccharomycetaceae
Gene: THG1
Product: tRNA guanylyltransferase
Exons: 1
Coding region: 1-714 (237 amino acids)
Biological process (GO): tRNA modification
Molecular function (GO): tRNA guanylyltransferase activity; magnesium ion binding
Source: RefSeq, marked provisional